Molecule: messenger RNA, 570 nt
Organism: Chanos chanos (milkfish)
Lineage: Eukaryota; Metazoa; Chordata; Actinopteri; Gonorynchiformes; Chanidae
Product: guanylyl cyclase-activating protein 2-like
Exons: 4
Coding region: 4-570 (188 amino acids)
Biological process (GO): visual perception
Cellular component (GO): photoreceptor inner segment; cone photoreceptor outer segment
Molecular function (GO): calcium ion binding; calcium sensitive guanylate cyclase activator activity
Source: RefSeq, a predicted model, not a curated record
AUUAUGGGUCAAGCAGAAAGUGUGGAUCAGGAGGAAGUGGAACUUGCGCAAAUUCAAGAACUCUGUACAACAUUUAUGAAAGAAUGUCCCAGUGGAGCUUUACAUUUGCAUGAAUUCAAAAGGAUCUUCGGCGUCAGCAGCACAAGCGAGGAGGAAUCCCUGUACAUAGAGACCAUCUUCAACUCAUUCGACUCUAAUCAGGAUAAAACCAUAGAUUUUAUGGAGUAUGUCGCGGCACUGCAUCUCGUACUUCGGGGGAGGCUUGAAGACAGACUGAAGUGGUCCUUCAAAGUCUAUGACAGAGACGGUAACGGGCGCCUCGAUCGGCAAGAAGUGAAGCACAUCAUCAGGAUUAUUUACAAAAUCAAGAUCCAUAACACAGAUAUGAACAUGACACCCCACGAAGUGUGUGACCGAAUAUUUGAGCUGGUCGACCAAAACAAGGAUGGUCAGAUAUCACUGACAGAGUUUAUGGAGGGUGCACAGAAAGAUGAAUGGCUUAUGAAUCUUCUCAAAUUGGAUGUGAAUGCCGGUGGUUGGGUGGUGCAGAACUGGAACAAGAGCCCCUGA